This is a messenger RNA of Knipowitschia caucasica, 627 nucleotides long. The record is from the annotation of a GenBank genome assembly. NCBI's taxonomy places the organism in Eukaryota, Metazoa, Chordata, Actinopteri, Gobiiformes, Gobiidae.
AUGGGUUCACAGGCUUACGACCUCAAACCUCACAUCAGGAUGGACUUUCAACUGUUUUCCCUAUUGAUGCUCUUCAUGGCCUGUGUGGAGCAGAGCCUAGCUUCGUGUGUUGUGGAGAGCUUCACAGUGAAGGAGGACUUUGAUCCCAAGAGGUAUGCAGGAAAGUGGUAUGCUCUGCAGAAGAAGGACCCAGAGGGGCUCUUCCUCCAGGACAACAUCUCAGCUGAAUACACUAUUGGAGAUGACGGUUCCAUGGUGGCCUCUUCCAAGGGCAGGGUCACACUUUUUGGGUUUUGGGUUGUGUGUGCUGACAUGGCUGCUCAGUACACUGUGCCCGACCCUGGCACUCCUGGCAAAAUGUUCAUGAACUACCAAGGACUGGCCAGCUACCUGUCCAGUGGAGGUGACAACUACUGGGUGAUUGACACCGACUAUGAUAACUACGCAAUCACGUACGCCUGCCGCACUCUGAAGGAUGAUGGCUCCUGUGAGGAUGGCUAUGCCCUAGUGUUCAGCCGCAGCCCCCGUGGUCUUCCCCCCGCCAUCCAGAGACUUGUGCGCCAGAAACAGGAGGAGGUUUGCAUGGGAGGACAGUUCCAGCCCGUGCUCCAGUCUGGAGCCUGUUAA